CAUUACAACCGUUCACCGUCAUACCUAGGAUGAUGCUAUAUCCGAAUAUGCAUGAGGUCCCUUGAAUCCCCUUUCUGUCGCGUUUCUCUCCCCCUUCUAUCCAAGACGUGCCCCGCAUGUCUGCGAAUAAUGCUCCUCAACCGGUGAAGCUCUCACUGCCUCUUGAAUACCAACAACAUCUCUUCCAAGAACUACGCGCCGAAGAUGAACUCGUCGUCAUUGCCAAAGGCCUCGGCCUUAUGCGCCUUGUCACCAACUUGUUACAUAGCUACGACGCGGCUGGAAAUAACUUAAUAAUAGUCGUAGGCGCCGAAGAGAGGGAAAAUGCUUGGAUUGGAGAAGCUCUCGCCGAGGCUGCUGCUAUCAGCAUGGCUCCUAAGGCCAGAGGUCUGACAGUUGUGAAUACCGACUUCACCAGUGUUGCCGCCAGAGAGAAGAUGUACGCUAAAGGUGGCAUAUACAGCAUUACGUCCCGAAUUCUGGUCGUCGAUCUAUUAACGAGUCUCCUCGAUCCGGACACCAUCACCGGACUGAUCGUCUUACAUGCCGAUAAAGUGAUAGCCACGUCUCUCGAGGCUUUCAUUAUCCGGGUAUAUCGUCAGAAGAAUAAGAAUGGGUUUCUAAAGGCCUUCUCUGAUAACCCGGAUCCUUUCACAAUAGGCUUUUCGCCGCUGGCUACCAUGAUGAGGAAUUUAUUCCUCCGGAAGACGUCAUUAUGGCCACGAUUCCAUAUGACGGUCGCGGCGUCCCUCGAGGGCAAGAAGAAAGCAGAGGUUAUCGAACUUGAAGUACCCAUGACAGAUGCUAUGAGGGACAUCCAAACAGCCAUUAUGGAAUGCGUGGAAGUUAGUAUCCACGAACUGAAGAAGGGUAAUUCCGGAUUGGAGAUGGACGACUGGAAUCUCGACAGUGCGCUUCUAAAGAAUUUCGACGUCAUGGUCAGGCGGCAGUUAGAUCCGAAUUGGCAUAGAGUCAGCUGGAAAACAAAGCAGAUUGUUAGCGACUUAACCGUACUCCGCGGUCUGCUACACUCGGUCCUCGCUCUCGAUUGUGUGUCUUUCCUACAACAUCUCGAUACCAUUCAUGCUGCUCAUUCCCCCCAGCCCGGAUCCACAAGGCAAACCCAGUCCCCCUGGCUAUUCCUGGAUGCUGCACAUACUAUCUUCGAAACCGCUAAGCGAAGAGUAUAUGCUAGCAAUGCGAAAGCUAAUGCGAAAUCGACCGUUGACUCUCUCCGCCCAGUGUUAGAGGAGCAGCCAAAGUGGGCUCUACUCGCAGAAAUUUUGGAAGAGAUUGACAGAGAUCUCUACUUCGAACCUCCAAUGAGAGAUGACUCUAAUGGAACUAUCCUCAUUAUGUGUUCUGAUGAAGCGACGACUCGUCAGCUCCGAGAUUAUUUACAAAUGAUGCAUGUCGAACCGAAGACCGAGAAUGACACAAAACAGAAUAAAGAGGCACACAAACCUUCUGCUGCGUUCAUGAUGCGGAGGAGACUUCGAAACUACUUGAAUUGGAAGAGAGAGUUUGCACAGGUUAGCAAUGCCCUGUUUACCGAGAACCAAAAGGCUCUCGAGGGAGCUGUCGACCCACGAAUAGCUCAAGGCUCGUACAAAGGCAAGGCACCAGCGAACAAGAGACGUCGGGUCCGUGGCGGUGGUGCUACGGGCGCGGCACCUGGUAGGGCAGCAAACGGAAGUGUGGCACAGUACUUCGAGAAGCCCAAUGAAGUUGCUGAUCUUAUGGAUGAAAUUCAGAUUACUGGUGAAGAGGCAAACCAAAAGGCAGAUAUCACGGCUGAUCCACUAGAGGAUAUGGAUGAUUAUUUUGAGCUGUACGAAAUGCAGGACCUUGUCGUGGUACACGCAUAUGAUGGUGACCAGGACGAGCAUGUUCUUGAAGAAGUGAAGCCUCGGUACAUAAUUAUGUACGAACCAGAUGCUGCAUUCAUACGCCGAAUCGAAGUCUAUAGAUCAUCACAUAACGAUAGAAACGUCAGGGUGUACUUCAUGUUUUACGGCCAAUCGGUUGAAGAGCAACGUUAUCUCGCUACGGUCCGACGAGAGAAGGACUCGUUCACUAAACUCAUAAAAGAACGCGCCAGCAUGUCUGUCGUUAUGACUACUGACUCCCACGGUGUCGAGGAUCCUCAGGAGGCGUUCUUACGGACAGUCAACACUCGAAUAGCCGGUGGGGGUCGAUUAGCAGCUACAGCAGAGCCUCCGAGGGUCGUCGUAGAUGUCCGAGAGUUCCGCUCGUCGCUCCCAUCUCUUCUUCACGGGCGUAACAUGAUUAUAGUGCCCUGCAUGCUCACGGUCGGAGAUUAUAUUCUCUCACCAACCAUCUGCGUCGAACGUAAGUCGAUUAGUGAUCUAAUCGGUUCGUUUAAAGACGGAAGACUCUACAGCCAAGCCGAGACGAUGUUUCAACAUUACAAGAACCCGAUGCUCCUAAUCGAGUUCGACCAGAACAAAUCGUUCACGCUAGAGCCAUUCGCAGACUUGUCGGGCAAUCUGAAGUCGGUUAACCCUAAUGAGGUGCCGUCAGAUAUCCAGUCCAAAAUCGUGUUACUCACUCUCGCUUUCCCAAGACUGCGAAUCAUCUGGAGCAGUAGCCCAUAUCAAACGGCUGAGAUCUUUGAGGGACUGAAGACGCAGCAAGAAGAGCCAGAUCCCGUAGCUGCAGUCCGGGCAGGUUUAGAUAAGGAUAUGAAGGCGGAGGAUCAAGUGUUCAACCUUGAACCUCACGAGAUGCUAGGUGUGGUACCAGGUGUCAACCCAAAGAACUUGAAGAACCUAACGUUAAAAGCGGAAAACGUUCGUGAGGUGGCUAACAUGACCGAAGCCGAACUUCAACCACUUAUCGGAACAGAAUCUGCGAGACAAGUGUACAGGUUCUUCAAUCGGAAUUUAAUUGAUAUAGACGACUAAGUCUAUACCCCAAGUUGAUAAAUCAGAUAGAGCUGCAAGUUUAGAAGGUUCCAUAUUAGGUAGCAUAUCACAAUCGAAAUCGCCAAGUAUGGUGAAAGUUUAGUAGGUAGUGAUUUGAAAUGUCUAUUGUUUUCC
Daldinia caldariorum is the source of this 3062-nucleotide messenger RNA. RefSeq names its product DNA repair protein. Bases 117 to 2927 code for a protein of 936 amino acids. The record is from RefSeq and is a predicted model, not a curated record. Gene Ontology annotation, molecular function: damaged DNA binding; single-stranded DNA endonuclease activity; single-stranded DNA binding. Gene Ontology annotation, cellular component: nucleotide-excision repair factor 1 complex. Gene Ontology annotation, biological process: double-strand break repair via homologous recombination; nucleotide-excision repair involved in interstrand cross-link repair; resolution of meiotic recombination intermediates. The transcript is spliced from 2 exons. Lineage: Eukaryota; Fungi; Ascomycota; Sordariomycetes; Xylariales; Hypoxylaceae.